This is a messenger RNA of Anthonomus grandis grandis, 1165 nucleotides long. RefSeq lists its product as uncharacterized. The transcript has 4 exons. The record is from RefSeq and is a predicted model, not a curated record. The coding region runs from base 108 to 1019 and encodes 303 amino acids. Lineage: Eukaryota; Metazoa; Arthropoda; Insecta; Coleoptera; Curculionidae.
AAAAUGUAAAAGUACCGCAUGCAUUCUCGAUCGACAGUUCUUCGCGUAAACAUACAUACGAUAUUUGAUUACCAAUUUUUUAAAUGUAGGUUUGUGGUACUGUCAAAAUGGUUUUCAUUAUUUCAUCGGUCUUAAUCGGAAUAAUUUUGAAGUUGACCGGUGCAGCACCGGCAGUGCAGUACUACGCUAGUAAAUAUGACCAUAUCGAUGUGGAGGCGAUUUUAAAUAAUCGUAGGAUGGUUAAUUAUUAUUCGGCAUGUUUGUUGAAUAAAGGGCCGUGUCCACCAGAGGGAGUCGAUUUGAAACGAAUUCUUCCCGAGGCUCUUCAAACAAAUUGCAGUAGGUGCAGUGAAAAACAAGCCACAGUAGCCUUGCGUGCCAUAAAGCGACUGCGGAAAGAGUAUCCGAAAAUAUGGAGUCAAUUGACGGAACAAUGGGACCCCAAUGACGUUUUUGUUAGGAAGUUUGAAACGUCUUUUGGCAAAAAGAGCGGAAAACCCAGACCCAUUGAAGAAGCUUCCCCAGCAGCAACAAACAGCAUAAACAACUCGAUACCAGAUAAUAGAAAACCAGAAUUUUCGACGACAACAACCCAAGGAUUACCAUCAGCAAUUACAACAAAGAUUACUACAACAUCAUCUAAACCAUUUAUACCAUCAUCCUCAUCAAUACGGUCAUCAAUUUCACAAACAACUCUAAGGCCUUCAACAACAUUUAUAACACCAUCAUCCGUAAGGCCCUCAUCGCCAUCUGCAACGCCCCCAUCAACAUCUUCAAGGCCUUCAUCAACACCAUUCAGGCCAAUACCAAACCUUUUACCAAUCAACACAUUUUUCACUAAUCCACCUAUUCCGAUCAGGCCGAUAGUGAACCUAAACAUAGGGGCUACGGUGAAGGCUAUAAAACAAGUGGAGAAGGCGGUGGCUGAAGUUGCACUUGAGAAGAUCGGCUUUAUUAAAAAUAUGUUUUUAUUGCCAUGGAAAAGAGAUAGGAAUAAAUUUAAAUCCUUUUUUAACUAAUUAUAAGUAAACACUAUGUGUAUAAAUUGCAUUGGUUUUAAUAUUAAUCCAGGUACAUUUUUCUGUUUAUUAUUCAUGUACUCAUUAUUGUGAUAGUUGUGUAAUUUUAAUUAUUUAUUUUUUUAAAUAUUAAAAAAGCAUGUUAA